CUGGCAACACUUAAUUUUCGUCUUUAUUCUCGAUAGAGUGCGCUCUUAGUCCACGUUUUUCGUUAGGAAGACAUUUUUAUCUGGAGCCAGGCAACUGAAAUAUAAUUCAAACUGGAAGUCAUGACUGAUUCGUGGGAUGAACCUGCUUCAGGUCCAGUAAUUCAAGAACAGCCCGAAAUAAAAUUAUUUGGCAGAUGGAGCUCGAGCGACGUUCAAGUCAGCGAUAUAAGUUUAACGGAUUAUAUUGCCGUCAAAGAAAAAUAUGCUAGAUAUUUACCUCACUCUGCCGGAAGGUAUGCGACCAAACGUUUCCGUAAGGCCCAGUGCCCGAUCGUGGAGCGUCUGACUAAUUCUAUGAUGAUGCACGGGCGUAAUAAUGGAAAAAAACUGGUUGCCGUGAGAAUCGUGAAACAUGCAUUUGAAAUCAUCCACCUGCUGACUGCCGAAAAUCCGCUCCAAGUUGUCGUGAAUGCCAUAAUUAAUAGCGGACCACGUGAAGAUUCGACGCGUAUAGGAAGAGCCGGCACCGUGCGUCGACAGGCCGUAGACGUCUCCCCUCUGAGACGCGUAAAUCAGGCAAUCUGGCUGCUGUGUACAGGAGCCCGCGAAGCAUCCUUCAGGAACAUUAAAACAAUUGCAGAAUGUUUAGCAGACGAACUAAUUAAUGCCGCAAAGGGUUCUUCUAACAGUUACGCCAUCAAGAAGAAGGACGAACUGGAACGUGUGGCCAAGAGCAAUCGAUAAAUUUUUUUUAUAUUUUGCAAAUGCCUGUGUAAAACUUAUCCAGGAUGAUAAAAUAAAAUGAAACAGAACUGGA
Messenger RNA from Centruroides sculpturatus (bark scorpion), 817 nucleotides. RefSeq names its product 40S ribosomal protein S5. Gene Ontology annotation, cellular component: ribosome; cytosolic small ribosomal subunit. Gene Ontology annotation, biological process: translation; ribosomal small subunit assembly. NCBI's taxonomy places the organism in Eukaryota, Metazoa, Arthropoda, Arachnida, Scorpiones, Buthidae. The record is from RefSeq and is a predicted model, not a curated record. The transcript is spliced from 5 exons. Gene Ontology annotation, molecular function: structural constituent of ribosome; mRNA binding; rRNA binding. The coding region runs from base 121 to 744 and encodes 207 amino acids.